Messenger RNA from Penicillium canariense, 1764 nucleotides. RefSeq names its product C2 domain protein. Gene Ontology annotation, biological process: positive regulation of gene expression. The record is from RefSeq and is a predicted model, not a curated record. The coding region runs from base 1 to 1764 and encodes 587 amino acids. NCBI's taxonomy places the organism in Eukaryota, Fungi, Ascomycota, Eurotiomycetes, Eurotiales, Aspergillaceae. The transcript has 2 exons.
AUGGCGGCGAACACCCUUGAUCGCUACGGCCCCAAGGUGGUCGACAAGGCCGACAAACUACAAAAACGCUUGAGUAUGAAGGACCACCACCAGCCCGCCGGCGGCUUCGAUGCGACGCCUCUCCCGCACGCUCCGCCCGGAUACACGCUCAAGUUCACCUUCCACCGCGCUGUGGACCUCCCCAUUGCAGACUUUGGCAGUUUCUCGUCUGAUCCUUAUGUCUUUGCCCGGCUCGAGGUCGAUCUGCCUCGCCGCCACAAGCAGGACCCUGAUGUGACGUUCCGGACUCCCACCAUACGCAAGAACAUGAACCCCGUGUGGAAUCGCGAGUGGAUCGUCGCAAAUGUGCCGGCCUCGGGUUUCAAACUGAAGACCAUUUUGUAUGAUGAGGAUCCGGCCGACCACGAUGAUAAGCUCGGCUUGGCUGUCGUCGAGCUCGACUCGCUGUCAGAGAACUGGCCGGGCAUCAACGAGCAGGCGUUCAAGGUCAAGCACCGCUUUGGCAGCAAGCGCGUUUAUGCCAUGACAAAUUUCUCCAAGGUCACCGGUCACCAUAAGGAAUCUUUCAUCGUCAUGAGUGUUGAAUGUUUGGGAAAGACACCGGGUGCCGGAGGUGGCCAGAUGUACACUGCUGGCCCCAAUUAUUGGUUCAAGCACUUCUCCCCUCUCAUCGGACGGCUGGCAGGGAUCAAAGAUCAGGUCCAGAGUGAAGAUGGGAGUGGUAAGUCUGUCACUCGUUACAAUUUCCAAGCCAUUCAGAUGCAACUGGCCGGUCCAGUCCCAUCGGAGCUCUACCACCGCUACGUGGAGUUUAAGCCAUUCGUGGCGGGUAUGUUCCAGGCGCAAAGUUUGAGAGGUCGAAUCCUGAACAAGGCGCUACAUCACCAACACCAGCGCAUCUAUAAUUUCAACCGCUCCACGCUCAAUGGGGUUUUCCCCGAGCCCUGUCGUGAAUUCAGUCAGAAGUUCCUCGAGUUUAUUCACUAUGGCCAGGGCGGACGAAUCUUCACCUACGUGCUGAUGUUGGAUGGACAGUUUCGGUUUACUGAAACUGGCAAGGAAUUUGGUAUUGACCUGCUGAGCAAACACACCAUGCACAGCGACGUGUCGAGCUAUAUUGCAUACUCGGGCGAAUUUUUCGUCCGCCGUCGCAAGCAUCGCCAUCAGCACCGCUCCCGCUCGCCGUCUCCGUCCUCGCGACCCUCGAUAUCACGUCCUUCUACCACUGACUUCCCCGUGGAAGAAGAUGCAGACGGGAAUGUUCACGAAGUCCAGGGGGUCUCGACUGAACCCGCUGAGUACGAGCUCUUUAUCGACAACGACAGCGGGACCUAUCGACCGAAUGCGGAGCUGCUGCCCCUGCUGAAAAAUUUCUUCACGUCGAACUUCCCAGGCCUGCAUAUCACUACUUUGGACUGUCAGGGAGAUGCUGAGCGCAUGGGCCAGCUGAAGGAAGAGCAGCGCGAGGUCAAGAAUGCGCACGGCCAUCCCUUCACGUACCUCCAGAAGAGCAGCGUAUCAUCCUUGUCCAUAUCCAGCUCAGAAGAGGAUGAGCUGAAUGAACGCAGCGGGGUCAAGCAGCGCGGCGACUGGUCCCGACGAGUCCAUGAGAUGCGCGAUGUGAAGGGCCAGAUGAUGCGGUGGGUGGAACACGAUGGACAUGCCGAUCGCCCCAAGCAUCGCCAUAUCGGACGCGACCGAGCGGCUUCCACCAGCGAGAUCAAAUAUACUCCUACCAAGUCCACUGUCAAUCGAGCGGCCUAG